Hermetia illucens (black soldier fly) is the source of this 1841-nucleotide messenger RNA. RefSeq names its product T-cell activation inhibitor, mitochondrial. Gene Ontology annotation, cellular component: mitochondrion. The record is from RefSeq and is a predicted model, not a curated record. The coding region runs from base 127 to 1623 and encodes 498 amino acids. The transcript is spliced from 9 exons. Lineage: Eukaryota; Metazoa; Arthropoda; Insecta; Diptera; Stratiomyidae.
ACAAAAAUAGAAAGAUUCAAUCAAACGUCAGAGAAAUUGUCAGAACAAACACCGAAAAAUCAUUUCCUAUCACACUUUUAUCCCCAUGUUUUCUUCCCUAAUUUUUUUGUGAUUCUAAAUUUGAAAAUGUUGAUGUGUUUCCGUUGCUACUAUCGAAGGAAUGGCAGCUCAGGUGUUUUUAAUCAAAUCAAAGGAAUGCGUAGCAUCAGCAGUUCGGAAAUAGCAACAGCUCUUCGUCCGUUUUAUUUUGUUGUCCACCCCGAUCUGUUUGGCCAACAUCCAGAACAAAGGUCAGUCAAUGAAGAAUCUUUGAAAAAUCUCAGCGCACAUAUCGAGGCCUUGCAACAGAAGCGCUCUGGACAUGUUGCGCCAAAAGAAUUGCCAUUUUAUGUUCGUCAUUCGGAUGUCGAAAAAAGAGAUACCUUCAAAUUAGUAAAAAUUUCCCUUGGACGUAGUAACGACACCAAAGUUGUCAUUAAACGAAUUUUGGAAUCCUGUAACCUUCCUACCGAUUAUGUAGACAAAAUUAAAGCUGUCAGUAAAGCUGACGGAACUAGUAAUUCGCCAUUCGACGAUCUUUCCCGCUUCUAUGAUAUCGAUGAAAAUUCAAAUCAGAAUCCAUUCAGAGACAUCAACUUUAGUUCGGAUUUUGUGGAGUUUGAGAAAAAUUUCAGGGCACGUAAGGAGAACGAAGAAAAAACUUUGAAAGGUUGGCUCAACAAUAAUGUAAGUACUGCGCACGAACGGAGCAAAGGCAUCGAAGAGUUGAAAGAAGAAGUUUAUAAGCAGCAAGAGGAGAUCGUCAAACGCCUGGGACUGGUGGAAGUACGUUACGAUUGCGGUUGGAAUUUCGAACACUAUCGCGGAUGCCUUAAAACUCUUGAGCGUUUGGCGAACUUGCAUGAAAAGCAUAUGCACGCUUUGAAAGGUCGUGUUGUAGUUUUUGCUCCGUUCACAGGUGUAAGUCGAGAAGGCCAUAUCAUGCUCUAUACGGGCGACGUUUUAAAUAAUUGGAUCGAUUUCAUACGAAAUAUUCCGAAACAUGAUGUCUACUUGAAGCGGAUCCCGGCGUAUGAGAUUGCCUUAUCACAAGUAUUGCGUGAUAUAAAAAUUGGAAGACGGAAAUUCAUGCCGAAAGCUCAAGCCGGCGAUUAUGCUGGACACCUCAGAAAAGUUACCACAACAUUACUUGAUUAUCUAAGCACAAAAAAGUAUCCGAAAUCCUGGCCGGAAAGCUUAAGUGAAUACGAAAUUGUAAUAGAAUCAGAGGCAGGUCCUUUGAUGGUGAGCCCCACUGGCCAAUUUAUAGCACCCUCAACAUGUCCCGGAGUAAUUUUAGUGGACUUUAUUACAAACCAUUUAGGCGAGGCCAAAGAAAAGACCAUACAGUACGAUAGCAAUAAAUAUAUCGAAAGAGAGUUACACGGGAGAUGCAUCAAUCAGCUCGAGCUGCAAUCGUUAAAUAAAGACGAUUCAGUAACACCAGACAAAAUGAUCAAAUGUUUAAAUCGCCUACUUACGCAGGACUUGAAAAAUUUAGUUCGUUUAAAUCUGAAUAUAACGAAUUAUUAUUCUGUUCUGUCGGACGGAACAGUUUGCAUCCCUUGGGAUUGGAAAGAUUAGUUAGAUCUUUUGGACAUACAUAUGUAGUUUUUUUAUAGAAAAUUUAUUUACAAAUUAGGGAAAACAGUAUUGAGAUUUUCAAAAAUUGUUUAUGUAUACAAAAAUGUAUUUAUGUAUACUUUGAUUCGAAGGUUUUAUGCUGUGACGAGAAAAAAGUGAAACGAAAAAUGUGAUAAAAAUGGUCAAUAAUACAAAAUAUCAUUCAUUGUUUGUAGGAA